Dioscorea cayenensis subsp. rotundata (Guinea yam) is the source of this 6390-nucleotide messenger RNA. Its product is annotated as phosphatidylinositol 4-kinase alpha 1. Lineage: Eukaryota; Viridiplantae; Streptophyta; Magnoliopsida; Dioscoreales; Dioscoreaceae. Gene Ontology annotation, molecular function: 1-phosphatidylinositol 4-kinase activity. Gene Ontology annotation, biological process: phosphatidylinositol phosphate biosynthetic process; phosphatidylinositol-mediated signaling. The record is from RefSeq and is a predicted model, not a curated record. The transcript is spliced from 25 exons. Gene Ontology annotation, cellular component: cytoplasm; plasma membrane. The coding region runs from base 149 to 6220 and encodes 2023 amino acids.
ACAAGUCUUAACUUCAGGGCCGGCAAAAUGCCCCAAAAAUAACCAGAGAACUCGGCCACCCGCCCAUCUCUUCUCAUCUCUCCCUCAAAGCAUUUCAUCAAACACUUGCCAUCCCUUCUCCUUCUCCUCCUCCUCCUCCUCCUCUUCAAUGGAGGCUCUCACCGAGCUCUGCGACCUCAUCGCCCAGAACCCCUCCCUCUUGGCCGACAAGCUCGCCUGGAUCUGCACCCGCUGCCCUCCGCCCACCACGCCGCGCCUCACCCGCUCCCACGUCCACGCCUUGCUCACCAUCACCCGCCUCCUCUCCAAGACCCCCUCCGCCCCGCCCUCCGCUCGCAUCCCCAUCCUCGACUUCGUCCGAUCUCUCCCUGCCUCCCUCUCCCGCCCCUCUUUCCUCCCUCAGCCGCAGGACCCUGUGGUUUUCUUUUCUGACUUCUUCUCCUACCUCUCCCUUGCUGCCGCGCUUUCCCCUGACUUCGCUUCCGAAUUGUCCCCCCUUCUUGGCCCUCUUCUCGUCUCCGCCGUCACCGAUCCCUCCAUUCCUCGCGCCUUCCUCUCCGCCGUCGCCUUGCAUUGCCCCCCGAUCCCCCCUUCUGACUCUGAUCGGGUUGUCGUUUCCCUUCUCGAGCUGUUCGGCUCCAAUGUUUUGGCCGAUGAGUCUGUGUCGGUGUCGGUUUCGAUGUCUUCCCUUUCGGAGAUCUCGUCCUCUUGGGGCUCGUCGGCUCAAAGCACGCCGUCCAAAGGCAAGGGUAAGGAGGAGGAUAGGGAUGUUGCAGACGAUGGGAUCAGCGAGGCCUCGGUUUCAUCGAAGCCUAAUGACACGAGUAAUGCGAGGAGUAGCGUGGACCAGAGUGACAGUGGAGGAGCGGUGAGGCAGGAUGUCUCGGCGCUUGAGGAGGAGUCUGUGGAAGCUUUGGAGAAGCAGGAGAUUGCUUUCCGGUUGUUUGGUCAAAUGCUUGGUCAGUCGGGUUCUGUUAAGGCCGGCCAUUUGGAGCAGGUCAGGAAGGUAGCGACGAAGCAGCUCAAAUCUUUGCCGGGUUUUCUGAAGAUUCGAAAGCGGGAUUGGGGGGAUCAAGGGGCACAGCUGAAGGCGAGGAUCAAUGCAAAGCUGUCUGCUUGCCAAGCAGCAGCCUUGGUCCAGAUUAAGAGCGUUUUAUCUCUUGAUUCUGAUGGGAAGACGACAAAGGAUCUGCUGCGAAGAACACUAGCAUUGCUUUUGGAUGCUGCAGAGGCAUGCAUUCUUUGUUCGUGGCGGAAGCUGAAGAUCUGUGAAGAGUUGUUUAACACCCUUGUAAGUGGAAUUAGCCAGAUAACAGUCACACGUGGGGGACAACUGCUGCGGGUUUUGCUUAUUCCGCUGAAGCCACUUGUUCUAACCACAUGCGCUCGGGCUGAUAUGUUGGGCAGCAAUCAGGGGUUGAUGUUUGUGACUGUUACAAAACUAAGUUGUGAAAUAAUUGAAUUUGGAUGGAGCAAAGAUAGGGCCCUUGUUGAUACUUUCAUCAUGGGAUUAGCUGCAUGCAUUCGCGAAAGGAAUGACUAUGAGGAGCAGGAAGGGAGAGACAAACCAGCAGUUCCUGUUUUGCAGCUAAAUCUUAUUCGAUUGCUUGCUGAUUUGAGUGUUUCUGUUAACAAGUGGGAAGUGGUAGACAUGAUAUUACCAUUGUUUAUUGAAAGCUUGGAAGAGGGUGAUGCAUCUUCUCCGAGUCUGUUGCGUCUCCGUUUACUUGAGGCUGUAUCUUACAUGGCUUCCUUGGGUUUUGAGAAAUCCUAUCGUGAGACUGUUGUUCUUAUGACACGAAGCUACUUAGACAAGCUUAAAAGCGUAGGCUCCGCUGAAAGCAAUACAAUGGCUCCUGAGGCUACUACUGAGCGGGUAGAGACUCUUCCUGCUGGGUUUCUUCUUGUUGCUUCUCGACUCAUCAGGCCAAAAUUGAGAUCAGACUUCCGUCAUCGGCUUUUGUCAUUGUGCUCUGAUGUGGGUCUGGCUGCUGAGUCCAAGAGCGGAAGAAGUGGUGCUGAUUUUCUGGGCCCUUUACUCCCCGCUGUAGCUGAAAUAUGUUCAGAUUUUGAUCCAGCCUCAAGCGUUGAACCUUCUCUGUUAAAAUUGUUUCGCAACUUGUGGUUUUAUAUUGCCUUGUUUGGGCUAGCACCUCCUAUUCAGCAAAAUCAGCUUCCAACAAAAUCUGUUUCUACCUCAUUGAAUAGUCUGGGUAGCAUGAGUGCGAUUGCUCUUCAGUCUGUGGCUGGACCAUACAUGUGGAACAAUCAAUGGUCUUUAGCAGUUCAACGCAUUGCGCAAGGAACUCCUCCACUUGUUGUUAGCUCUGUGAAAUGGCUUGAAGACGAAUUAGAGCUCAAUGCUCUCCACAACCCUGGGAGCCGUCGAGGAAGUGGCAACGAGAAAGCUGCUGUAGUUCAGAGAGCUGCUCUUUCUGCUGCUUUAGGAGGCAGAGUUGAUGUAGCAGCAAUGGGAUCAAUUUCAGGUGUCAAAGCAACAUACCUUCUUGCGGUUUCAUUUUUGGAGAUAAUUCGUUUUAGUUGUGGUGGUGGCUUGCUGUCUUCUUCCAAUACCUCAGGAAGUGCUUUCAGCUGCGUGUUUGAAUAUUUACUCACCCCAAACUUAAUGCCAGCUGUCUUUCAGUGUUUGACAGCAAUUGUUCACAGGGCUUUUGAAACCGCAGUGGCAUGGCUGGAUGAAAGAAUUUCUGAAACUGGGAAAGAAGCUGACAAGAGGGAAUUAGUUCUUUCAUCUCACACAUGCUUUCUUAUAAAAAAUCUCUCACAAAGGAAUGACCAUGUUCGUGACAUCUCUGUUAGUUUAUUCACUCAGCUGAAAGACAGAUUUCCACAGGUUAGCUCAUAUCUGCACACAACUCCUUUACUUAAACCUUUGAUCUUUAUGAAUAAUAUGGAUAAAAGUCGGAGACUUAUACAGGUUUUGUGGAAUUCUUCUUGCUUGGAUUCACUUCUUGUUUCGGUUUAUAAUGAACUGCCUUCUGCUCUUGUCAAUGAUCCUGCUUGGGUUGCUACUGUCCGCUCUUUGUAUCAAAGGAUUGUUAGGGAGUGGAUCACUGCCGCACUUUCAUAUGCUCCAUGUACUACACAAGGACUUCUGCAGGAAAAUCUUUGUGAGCUAAAUGCAUGGCAGAGAACACAACAUGCAACUGAUAUGGUUUCUCUUUUAUCUGAAAUACGCCUUGGUACUGGGAAAAAUGUGUGUUGGACGGGAAUAAGAACUGCGAAUAUUCCAGCUGUUUUAGAUGCUGCUUCAGCCGCUUCAGGAGCCAAAAAAGACGUAUCAGAAGGUUUCAUCUUGGAAGUGCUAUCAACUGCUAUAGUGAGUGCCACAGUGAAAUGCAAUCAUGCUGGGGAGAUUGCUGGUAUGCGAAGGCUGUAUGAUACCAUCGGAGGGUUAAAUGCUUCGCCGAUAAAUUUUGGACUUGGUGGUGGCCCUCAAUCUUUGAAAGCAGGAGUGCCCUCUGCACAAGUGCAGACAGAUUCUUUCAAUGAAAUUCUUCUUAACAGAUUUGUUCAGCUUCUUCAACAUUUUGUUGCCACAGCAGAGAAAGGUGGAUCUGUGGAAAAAUCUCAAUUUCGUGAGUCAUGUUCCCAGGCCACUGCUUUGCUUCUGUCUCACAUGGGCUCUGCAUCCAAAGUGAAUCUGGAUGGAUUCUCACAGCUACUUCGGCUACUUUGUUGGUCUCCUGCUUAUAUUUCGACCCCGGAUGCAAUGGAGACUGGAAUUUUUAUUUGGACAUGGCUAGUCUCUGCAGCACCUUCACUUGGUCCUCUUGUACUUGCUGAGCUUGUGGAUGCGUGGUUAUGGACCAUAGAUACAAAGAGGGGUCUUUUUACAUCAGAAAUGAGAUUUUCUGGGCCAGCAGCUAAAUUGAGGCCCCACCUUAUUCCUGGAGAGCCAGAUGCACCGCCUGAAAAGGAUCCAGUUGAAGGACUUAUUGCUCACAGACUUUGGCUGGGUUUUUUCUUUGACCGGUUUGAGGUUGUUCGACAUGAUAGUGUGGAGCAACUAUUACUUCUUGGUCGAAUGUUGCAAGGAACCAUGAAAUCUCCUUCUCAUUUUUCUCAUCAUCCUGCUGCUACUGGUACUUUCUUCACGGUGAUGCUCCUUGGUCUGAAGUUCUGCUCAUGUCACUCCCAGAUUAAUCUGCAGAAUUGUAAAAUGGGACUUCAGUUAUUAGAGGAUCGAGUUUAUCGGGCUGCUUUGGGAUGGUUUGCUUAUGAACCAGAGUGGUAUGAGGCAAAUAAUAAAUCUUUUGCCCAAAGUGAGGCCCAUUCUGUUUCACUUUUUGUCCAUCAUCUGGUUAAUGAACGAGUGGACAUUGUGUCAACAGAUUUAUCUUCUAAAGGAAGAGGAUUUGAAGCUGAAUCAAAUACCAUGACUGAACUUUGCCAUCCAGUUUGGGGUCGUAUGGAUAACUAUUCUUUAGGGAGAGAAAAGCGAAAACAAUUGCUUAUAAUGCUAUGCCAACAUGAGGCUGACAGGCUUGAAGUCUGGUCACAGCCUUUGAAUAUGAAAGAGAACACAUCUUCACGUUCUAAAAUUAGCUCAGACAAAUGGGUUGAACAUGCCCGGACUGCAUUUACUGUGGAUCCUCGAAUUGCUAUUUCCCUAACAUCACGAUUUCCCACCAACUCAUCUAUAAUAGCUGAAGUAACACAAUUAGUUCAAAUGCACAUACUAGAGAUCCGCACUAUACCUGAAGCCUUGCCAUUUUUCAUGACACCAAAGGCUGUUGAAGAAAAUUCUGUUCUUUUGCAGCAAUUACCACACUGGGCUUCUUGUUCCAUUACUCAGGCACUUGAGUUCCUAACCCCACCAUUUAAGGGUCAUCCUCGUGUAAUGGCUUAUGUUCUUCGAGUUCUGGAAUCCUAUCCGCCUGAGCGGGUGACGUUUUUUAUGCCACAGCUAGUACAGGCACUUCGGUACGAUGAAGGAAAAUUAGUUGAGGGGUAUUUGCUUGGAGCCGCUCAAAGGAGCAACAUCUUUGCCCACAUAUUGAUAUGGAAUCUUCAGGGUGAAUCCCUUCCAGAAUUUGAAAAGGAUGGUGUUGGCAAGAAUAAUUCCUUCCAAUCAAUCCUCCCAAUUGUAAGACAGAGAAUAAUUGAUGCAUUUACUCCUGAGGCACGUGACUUGUUUGAAAGAGAGUUUGACUUUUUUGACAAAGUUACAUCUAUCUCCGGUGUUCUUCUUCCACUACCCAAGGAAGAGCGUCGUGCGGGUAUAAGGAGGGAGCUGGAAAAAAUUACUAUGGAAGGUGAGGAUCUCUAUCUACCUACUGCCACAAAUAAACUUGUUCGUGGUAUCCAAUUGGACAGUGGAAUUCCCCUUCAGUCAGCUGCCAAAGUUCCGAUAAUGGUCACAUUCAAUGUGGUAGAUCGGGAUGGAGAUCCUAAUGUUCUACAGUCACAAGGUUGCAUCUUCAAGGUUGGAGAUGAUUGUCGACAAGAUGUUCUUGCCCUUCAAGUGAUUGCUCUUCUCAGGGAUAUAUUUGAAGCAGUUGGGCUAAAUCUUUACUUAUUUCCAUAUGGUGUUCUGCCAACUGGACCUGGUAGAGGGAUAAUCGAGGUUGUUCCUAAUACCCGGAGCAGAAGUCAAAUGGGAGAAAUUACUGAUGGUGGCUUGUACGAGAUUUUUCAGCAAGAUUUUGGACCUGUGGGUUCUUCCGCUUUUGAAACUGCCCGUGAAAUGUUUAUUGUCAGUAGUGCUGGUUAUGCUGUUGCCAGCCUUCUUCUUCAACCUAAGGAUCGACACAAUGGAAAUCUACUGUUUGAUAGUCAGGGAAGGCUUGUCCACAUUGAUUUUGGCUUUAUAUUGGAAACGUCACCUGGAGGCAACAUGCGGUUUGAAAGCGCACAAUUCAAGUUGAGUCAUGAAAUGACCCAAUUACUUGACCCUCCUGGUACAAUGAAAAGCGAGACAUGGACUCAAUUUGUCAGCCUGUGCGUGAAAGGUUAUCUUGCAGCGCGGCGACACAUGCACGGGAUCAUAACUACAGUGCUUCUGAUGGUUGACAGUGGCCUGCCAUGCUUUAGCAGGGGUGACCCAAUAGGUAAUCUCCGGAAGCGAUUCCAUCCCGAGAUGAACGACCGCGAGGCAGCUAAUUUCAUGAUUCGUACUUGCAUGGAUGCCUACAAUAAGUGGACGACCGCCGGCUAUGACUUGAUUCAAUAUCUACAGCAGGGGAUUGAGAAGUAGAUCUUGUAUAACUUGGUAUGUUGUAUUAUAAAUUCUCCGAGGAGGUGGUCUAAUUUCAUGUCGAUGUUCUAAUGCCAAUUUGUGUUUAUUUAUCUGUAGACGUUAGAAGAUUGAAGGGAUAUGUGAAUCUCGGAUAAUAGCCUGAAAUUUACUAGUUGAGUUAUGCCUGA